Messenger RNA from Pimephales promelas (fathead minnow), 3716 nucleotides. It is a transcript of the gene vwa2, whose product is annotated as von Willebrand factor A domain containing 2. The record is from RefSeq and is a predicted model, not a curated record. Gene Ontology annotation, molecular function: calcium ion binding. Gene Ontology annotation, biological process: calcium-independent cell-matrix adhesion. Gene Ontology annotation, cellular component: basement membrane. NCBI's taxonomy places the organism in Eukaryota, Metazoa, Chordata, Actinopteri, Cypriniformes, Leuciscidae.
GAAGUAGAAGAGCAGAGCACCCUCUCCUGUUCAACACGACAUGAACUGGAGAAACUGACACUUAGUACCUGCGGGACAACAGGACGGAGAGGAGAGUCCAGUGCACUGAGCUCAAGUCAUUUCCUCCCAGUGGGAUCAAGCAGCUGCACACACCUGUCCCGUGUGUCUCUCGUCCACUUACAAGCGGCUGAAUGCAAUGUCCUCUAGAAGUCGGCUGCAUCUCCUUCUCUUUCUCCUGUUUGGCCAAGUUUGGUCAAUUUUCUCUGUACAGGAGAUGCAAACAGAUCUUGAAACCAUUAUGAAAAUCAACGCUGCUGGAGAAAUGAUGCAGUGCUCUGCAGCAGUGGAUAUUCUCUUUGUGAUGGACAGCUCCUACAGCGUUGGGAAAGGAGGAUUCGAACGAUCCCGGCACUACAUGUUGAAGCUGUGUGAGGCUCUUGAUGUCAGCCCAGACAAGGUGAAAGUUGGCGUGGUUCAAUUUGGUUCCACGCCCAAACUGGAAAUCAGUCUAGACUCAUACAAGAGCAAGGAGGAGCUGAAGAAAAAGAUGAAGAAAAUCCACUAUAGAGGUGGAAGCACACAGACAGGUCUGGCUCUGAAGUUCGUUCUGAGGAAGGGGUUUUCCGGCGGACGCAAUUCCACAGUGCAACGCAUCGUGAUCCUCUUAUCUGACGGAAAGUCCCAGGGGGCAGUGCAGCUGGCUGCCUCGGAGCUCAAGCUGUCUGGAGUGAUUCUGUUUGCCGUGGGGAUCCGUUACCCAAGGUGGGAAGAGCUCCAUGAACUGGCGAGCAGCCCAUCGGAUGCUCAUGUGUUCUUCGCGGAGCACUUCAGUGAUGCUGUUAAUGGAAUAUUCACCAGCCUCACCACCUCCUCCGUCUGCACUGCCGUUCCUUCAGGCUGUAAGGUGGAGUCUUACCCAUGUGUGCAGAAAACCCUGGAGACGGUAAAAGAGCUUCAAGGAAACUUCAUGUGCUGGAAAGGGUCCAAGGGAUACUCACCAUACACAUCCCUCUGCCCUCAUUACAGGUAUAACAAAGUUUACAGGCAGCACCCCGUUGUCUGUCACCGAACUGUCUGUGCAGAACCAUGUGACUCUCAGCCCUGUCAGAACGGGGGGACGUGUAUAUCUGAGGGACUGGAUAAAUACCACUGUGAGUGUCCCACAGGCUACGGCAGUGACCCCGAUUGUGCUCCAGUUCUGAGUUUCGACUGCUCCCUGGAUGUGCUCUUCCUGGUCGAGGGCUCCUCUUCUCUUACACUAGAGGGUUUCUUGCGCUUCAAGUCUUUCUUAAAGCAUUUCAUGCAGGCUGUACUGAGCUCUGACACCCCUGUAAGGAUGGGGUUGGCCCAGUAUAGCAGCGACGUGAAAAUCGAAGCCAAAAUUGGGGAGCACCGAGACCCGGCGAAGCUGAUCCAGGCCGUCGAGCGCAUGCAGUACCGUGGUGGCCAGGCCAAGGCUGGAAACGCUCUUCGCUACAUCACACGCAAUGGCUUCCAGAGCGCACCCGUGUUUGCCGAUGUUCAGGACGACCUGCCGCGAGUGGUAGUGCUGCUCACGGGGACGCCCUCGGCGGACCCUGUGGUGGAGCCAGCGAAGUAUGCACGGGACAGGGAGAUCUUCAUCAUCGGUGUAGCACCAGAAGGGAUGAGGGCUGAAAUAAACAACAUAACAGGAAACCCCCAGCGCACCAUCACAUACCAGUCACCCGACAGAUUGACCUCUAAGAUCCCAGAACUGAGAGCCAAAAUUUGCAGUGUCGACACCCAGGGCUGUCUGGGUCAAGCUUUGGACCUUGUUUUUGUGCUGGACGCCUCCAGUGCUGUAGGCAAGGACAAUUUCGUCCACUUUCAAGACUUUGUUCGGAGCACCUCAGUGCAGUUUGACAUCAAUCGAGAUGUGGCUCAGGUGGGACUGGUGGUUUAUGGUAGGCGGCCCGUCACAGUCUUUGACCUGGACAAGUAUGACUCGGGCUCUGCUGUGCUGAGGGCAGUGGGAGAUGCUGCUUUUCUGGGUGGGAAGGCCUCUACAGGUUCAGCCCUGCUCCAUGUGCUCUCCCAAAGCCUGACAGUGGGGAAAGGAGCGCGACCUGGAGUCAACAAGGCUGUGGUGGUGCUGACUAAUGGGACAGGUGUGGAGGAUGCAGUGGUGCCCGCCCAGAAGAUCCGUGAUAGCGGAGUGGCAGUGUUUGUGAUUGGCAUCGGGAGCUUACAGCAAGAGGUCCUCAUCCGCAUCGCCGGCUCUGAGGACCACAUGAUCUCUGUACCUUCAUAUGAUGACCUGAAAUACUCUGAGGAUGUGCUGGUACAGAUGGUGUGUGCAGACGUGAAGAAACCUGUUCAUCUGUGCAGUCCCAACCCCUGUAUGAAUGAUGGCGUUUGUGUGCUUCUCAAUGGCAGCUAUCGCUGUGAAUGCCGUGGGUGGAGGGGUCCACACUGCGAAACACGAAGCAGAGAUCCACCAAGCAGAGGAGAUCUCCCUAAACCUGCAGGCCUGAGGCGCCGUCAGCACAAGAGUGAAAAAGAGCUGCUGCAGCGCUAUAAGGAGCUCCGCAAGAGACAUGCGUCCCGAACACAGCACAGAUGAACAACGCACACUACACACACAAAGACCCAGCUCAGCAAUGGGUUAACAUUCAUUCUACAAUUCACUCUGGUGGUGAACACGCAAUCCAGACGACACUCCACAGGUAUCUAUUUCAUGAAUUUUGUAAAUGCGUUUAGUGCCUUAAAAAUUAGGAUUUUUUAAAUUUAGUUAAUCUUAACUCUUUCCCUGCCAUUAAUGGAAAUGUCCAUCAUUUAUGACACAAUGUUUCUCCAAUACAGUAGGGGAUACUAUUACACAUCUUCUAAGAGAUUAAAGAAUCAGGCAAAAAGAAGCAGAAACAAGUGAUAAAAUGUUUUUUGUUUUGUGGAGGCUGUUCAUUGCAUGCUCGGAUAUCCAUACAACAAAAUAUUCUUGGGGCCAUGAACAUUUUGUGAAAAUGAUCAAUUCUGGUGGUGGCUGGCAAAUUUUUUAAAAUGCUGGCAGGGAAAGAGUUAAGAGGUUCUGAUGCUGUUUGUGUUGAUUAUUCAGCACUGAAGACCUUUUAUGAACAUGUUUUCUGUCUGAGAUUUGGACUUGCUUGUGAUCUGUCAUAAUGAAAAAUCCUUGUGUAACAGAAAGCCUCAUGUUAGAGGCUUAUGUUUUUGACCAUAUUUAUUUUUUUUACAUAUCAUUAGUUACAGUGAUGCGUUUGUCUAUUGUAAAGCUAUUAAUUUUUUUUUUUUUCCAGAACCUUGUCUAACUCAAAUACUUUCUAUUGUUUUUGGUUCCACCUACUGGGGGGACUGAGUUUUGUUUUCUGCAAUUUCAAAGCAGGAUACCGUUUGCAUGAAUAGUUUGCAGAACAAACUUUUAUUUGAAUAAAAAGUGCAUGUUUCAGCUAGCGUACAGUAACAAACCGAAAAACACUGAACGGAUAUGUUAUAUAUAUUCACAUCUUGGUUACCAGCAUACAUGAACCAAGCUACAAUGUACCAAAUGGCUGAUUUAAAGUCUUGAAUCUAAUAUAAAUGACAAUAUAAAAAUAGUGGUUCUGAAGCACUCCUAAACUCCUUUUUGGUCUCUUCUCAAGCGUGUGAAACAUCCUUCACAUACUGUGCACACCACUGGAAGAGUAGUUUCUAUCAUUCUCCUCCUUUCUCUUACAUUAAAUGACUCGAAUAGAUUUAAAAUC